Messenger RNA from Maylandia zebra (zebra mbuna), 1225 nucleotides. The record is from RefSeq and is a predicted model, not a curated record. Lineage: Eukaryota; Metazoa; Chordata; Actinopteri; Cichliformes; Cichlidae.
AGAGUUUUAUGCAGGAUUUAUCCUACAGCCUCCAUCAAGUGAAAAGAAAAGAGCAACUUCUGAACUCGGCCCUGCUGUACAGUUUGGACCAUGAAAGUUCAGCACCUGUCAGCUCUCUGUGUUACAUCACUAUCGAGGAGUAUGAGAGGUCGAAUCAGUGCCCGCUCUGUCCAGGGAUCCAACGUGCAGUGAACUUUUCAGCCAGCACAGGCAGGAGGAGCUGGAGAAACUGGGUGGAGAUUGACAUCACUUCAUUUUUUCUGCCUCUCCUAAAGUUUCCGAAAAAGAACAUACACUUGCUUGUCAACAUCACCUGCCCAGAGGAACAAAGAGCCAAGGGCAAAGGUCCCCUGGAGAUCACCUUGAGGUCCCCUCCUCUACUUCUUUACCUCAAUGACACCAGUAAAAUCGCCCACCAGUGGUCACUAGAGAGUGCUAAAGCAAGUAAAAGGCCAUCUGUGGCCUUUAAUAAUUUUCAGAAGGAGGGGGCUUUAAAACCAGAACGCAGGCGUGGGCUCAAGAGGAGAUGGAAGAGGGAAUCUCCAAAGAGCAAACGAGGUGAUACAAAGUUGGACAUCCAGCUGCCUGAGCUUCUCCCAAGUUCCGAAUUCCCAACACGUGACUGCGCCUUGUAUGAUUUCAGGGUGCGCUUCAGUCAGCUCAAACUGGACCACUGGAUUGUGUUUCCUCCUAAGUACAAUCCCAGGUACUGCAGAGGAAUCUGCCCGAGGAUCACGGGCUUCAUCUACGGGUCACCCGUCCACACCAUGGUGAACCUCAUCUAUGAGAAGCUUGACUCCUCUGUUCCCAGGCCCUCGUGUGUCCCCUCCCACUACAGCCCCCUCAGUGUCAUGAUCUUUGAAGAGGACGGCUCUUACGUCUACAAGGAGUUUGAAGACAUGGUCGCCACCAGGUGUACAUGUCGCUAAGCCAGCAACCAACAUGCCUUUCUGUUUUUCAGGCUGAUCAGAAUGUCAACAAACCCUCAUCAGCAGUCAUCACACAGGUGGACUGUUUCCAAGCAUCAAAUAUUCUGACCAGGCUUGGUGAUUUCAUGAAUUUAUAAAAUCGUUGUGCAUGAAAGAAGUUUGGUCUGGAGCAGUUGUGUUUACUUAAAGUAUUUUAUCAUGUAAAAGUGUGGCAUUUAUUUAGGUUUUGUUAAGGCAGAAAAGGUGCAGAUGCAUCCUGAUCUUCAGCUGUUAGAAAUGUUGUAAUGAAUCUAACA